CUUGUAGAUAAAAUGGACGAUAUAUGACAGCUGAAGUUAGCUAUGGAAGGGGAGCGCUCAGAAUAUACGAGAGAUAAAGUCGUCGACGAAAAAUCUCCCCUCCUUUCUGAGCAAGGCGAUUCAAGCAAUGCGGUCAAAGACAGGUCCAGUGCUUCAAAUAGUUCAAGGGGCCUAUAUGAUAGCAAUUCCACUCAUGAUGGUUCACACACAGGUUCAUUGAAUAGCGAGUCAUCAAACAACUUUGCAAAGAGGAAGCCCUUUCAUUACAACACACUUAGAAAUCCCAUUGUUACACCUCGUGAUAUGGACAUAGCUGCUAAGUUCAAUCGCUACAGAUACAUAUCCAGACUGUCUAGACACAAUGUGAUUAUUCCAAGACAUAUACUUCCACCUCACUUAUUUCUUGUCAUCCCGAAAGAAUCAGAUGAAAAACAAAGCAGUCUGGUCACAAUUUUUUCAAUUUGGAACACAAUGAUGGGUACCUCACUAUUAAGUAUACCUUGGGCAAUUGAUCAGGCUGGUUUUGCUCUUGCCAUUAUUCUCUUGGUUGUCAUGGCAGGUCUUUGCCUCUAUAGCUGUUACUUGAUAAUAAGAUGCGCAGAAGAAACGGCAAAACAAGGUGACGUCCUAGAAUUUUCUGAUAUCUGUAAGAAGUACCUUGGUAAGCCAGGAGAGUUCAUUGCAAUCCUGUUUUCUGUGGCUGCUAAUGCUGGAGGGGCCAUAGUCUUUUGGGUUUUAAUGAGCAGCUUCUUGUUCUAUUCUGGAAAGUACAUUCAUGAGACUGUCCAUCAUGCUUAUUCAGUUCCCACUUCCAGAAAUAUUACAAAUGGAAGCUUCUCCCCAGGCCACUUAGAAGUUCUUUGCCCUGGUGGCCACAGUGCAUCAGCAAGCUCUGCAAACAGUUUAAUAACAGCUGACAAAACAAGCUUCUUCAAAUUCUGGCAGCUCCAACACACCGUACCCCUCUUUUUAAUUGCCGUCCUGUUUCCCUUGUGCAGUGUAAAGUCACCAACGUUCUUCACUAAAUUUAACUCUCUUGGAACCUUAUCAGUUGCAUAUAUUGUUGUCUUCAUCAUUACCAAAGCCAGUAUAUGGGGAAUUCACAUGGAUUUUAAACAUGACAGCAUACCAAUGUUCAAGGCUAGUUUUCCAGCUCUAACAGGAAUACUUACUCUGGCCUACUUUAUUCACAACUGCAUUCUUUCAAUAAUGAGGAAUCAGGAGAACCCUAAAAAUAAUGCACGUGACCUCAGCAUAGCUUACUUCUUGGUAGCUUUAACAUACAUAGUUGUUGGUUUGCUGUUUUUUAUUAGUUUUCCCAAAGAAAAGUCUUGUAUUCAAGAGGUUCUUCUUGAUAAUCUUCCAGCUCCAGACAUUAUGACAUUUAUAGCAAGGCUUUUUCUCCUGUUUCAACUUACCACUGUGUUUCCAUUGAUUGUUUACAUCAUACGUGUGCAACUCAUGUUAUACUUCUUUAACAAAAUUUAUCCAAGCUUCCUACAUGUAUUUGUCUUGAACCUAGCCCUUAUUGGAGCCUGUGUAUUAUUUGCUGUAGUUUAUCCACAUGUUGGCAACAUAAUCAGAUAUGUGGGAUCAUUAAGUGGCCUGGCUUACAACUACUCACUGCCAUGUAUUGUGCACAUGCUGAUACAGAAACAGAAAGGACAGCUCUCUUGGCCCAGCACUGUGUUUCAUUCUUGCAUUGUUGUUUUUGGAGUUCUGAAUUUUAUGUCCCAGUUCUUUAUUAAUGGAUGAGAUUAUUUUUGAUAGUUCAAUUCGAUGUUCUAAUCUUGUAAUACGGUAGAAUAAGAUACUUGAGAUAUGUGUUCUAUGCAGUUAUGUGGCAAAUUGUCUCGAGGAUUUAAUUGAGACCUCAAUGUUAAUGGUUCCUACAAUCAAAUGCGUUAAAUGUUCAAAAUUCGGUGGACUACUUUAAUUACCUGGUGCAGGUCACUGUCAUACUGUAUGAUUUCGAUAAAGUUUUGAGGAAUAUGCGCAUCGUCACUGGUUAGCUCAGUUAAAUUCUCUAUUCUCUUAUUUGAUAACAUGAUGUACCUUUUUUUACCGUACUCAUGUUUUUUAUCCAUUAUAACUCAGCUUUCCACACUAGCAUAUGCGUUGAAUCGUUUUUAUAAGAAAAAUUUUAUCAAUUUUCAGAUCAUUGUUUAGUGGAAUAAGGACUGGGAAAAAAAGAUUUAAACAUAAGAAGUACAGUCACGAAGUAUUUAAUGCUGGCUCGACCUCCUUGCUAGUCUCCUUCGCAGUCUGUCUUCGGUUUUCACGUAAUGAGGAGCGUUGCGCGACUACCCAAAGAUGGGCUCCCUUGUGUUUGCACUUUUCCCCUGUUUUGGGACAUUUCCUGGUUCGUAUAACUAAACAAUGUACUGAGAUAGGAGACAUCAAACAAAAACCUGAUUGAAAAUAUAUAUUUUUUGAAAAUUGUAAUGUAAUCAAAGUCAGUAAAUGCCCUUCACAAUAAGAAGAGGUGAACGCACAAUGACAUUUGAGUUGAUAAUUUUGCUCUGGUUUUAUUAUUUAUUGAUCUGUGCUUUUUUGGGGAAUUAAUUUAUUCCGUUUCCGUAACGAAUAUUUUGGGAAACGUCUAUUUUUAGGUGGUGUUUUUGCUGCGUCUGAAGACCCUCGAUACGGGUUUGCACCUGAUUAAAAGAAUUUCUAUGUUCCAAAUAAUUUUAUCAAUAUGCAACGGGUAUCUUUGUGGGGAGAGGUUUCAAAUAAUAAAAUAAAACCGCAACG
Pocillopora verrucosa is the source of this 2754-nucleotide messenger RNA. Its product is annotated as neutral amino acid transporter 9. The record is from RefSeq and is a predicted model, not a curated record. Lineage: Eukaryota; Metazoa; Cnidaria; Anthozoa; Scleractinia; Pocilloporidae. Gene Ontology annotation, molecular function: L-amino acid transmembrane transporter activity. Gene Ontology annotation, biological process: amino acid transmembrane transport.